UGUUGUUUUACUGCGCCCUCUUCGUUAUGUGCGUGCGGUGUUCUCUUUUUCCGGCUAUUCGGCCGCUGCACUCAUCCCGAUUCUAACAGGUGCGUGAGCUGCCGUCACGGCUGCGUAGUGUGCUUGAAGCGCGCGCGCGCUCAACAUUUUUUUUUUUUUGUAUUAUUCGUAACGCCUAACCUGUUGUAUCGUCCCAUGAUGUCUCUGUUGAGCGCCCCGACAUUGGCAGACCUGUGGGUUCCAGCAGCAGUCAUGGUGCUUGGCGGUUUAAUAGCGGGCAUUAGCAGGAAGUUGUCGCUGCUCGCGAACUUGCGUUUCAAGGUCGACAAAUCGUCACUACGGAAUGGCGGUGACUUGGUAGCCGACGUGCUUAAGGCACAUGAUGUCAAGUUUUUGUUCUGCCUCAGUGGUGGUCACAUUUCACCCAUCUUGGUGGCGGCAGAACGUGAAGGCAUUCGUGUUGUGGACACUAGGCAUGAGGUGAAUGCAGUCUUUGCAGCUGAUGCGGUGGCGAGGCUUACUGGAAAGAUCGGGGUAGCCGCUGUCACAGCUGGACCAGGUCUGACGAACACUGUUACUGCGAUCAAGAAUGCUCAGAUGGCCGAGUCGCCUGUGCUCUUGCUUGGCGGUGCAGCUGCCACAGCUGUCAAGGGGCGAGGUGCUCUUCAAGACAUUGAUCAGCUGUCGCUAUUCAAGUCGCUGUGCAAGUUUACGGCGACGGUCACUACAGUAAGAGACAUUGUUCCUACGCUGCGAACAGCACUGCAGAAGGCGCAGUCUGACACACCAGGCCCUGUGUUUGUGGAGCUCCCAAUUGAUGUCCUCUACCCGUACGGAAUAGUGCAGUCUGAAGUUGGCUUCAAAGAACGGCCGGGCAGCCUUGGACAGAAGCUAGUUAAACUAUACCUGGAUUACUACAUGCACAACCUCUUUGCUGGUGCCUUCCAGUCCCGUGACGUUUCGCCUCUUCCUGUCUCCAUUCCCUUGGCUAGACCAUCUGAAGUCCAGCAGUGUGCAGAGAUCAUCUCGCGCGCCAAGCGACCCGUCUGUAUCGUGGGCAGCCAGGCGACGUUACCUCCCUUAGCUGUGCAGGAAAUGAGGGCAGCACUCGAGAAACUGGGCAUUCCUUGCUUCCUUGGAGGCAUGGCUCGUGGCCUGCUGGGUCGCCACAGCGAGCUGCAGAUGCGCCACUGCCGAAGGGAUGCCCUGGCACAGGCUGACGUGGUCAUCCUAGCAGGCUCGGUGUGCGACUUUCGCCUAUCGUACGGCCGUGUACUGAGCCGCAAGUCAAAGAUCAUUGCCGUAAAUCGAAGCAGGUCACAGCUUUACAAGAACUCUGAUGCAUUUUGGAAGCCAACGGUGGCUGUUGAAGCCGAUGUUGGAUCAUUCCUGCAAUCUUUGACUCAAGCCCUGCCAGACUACAAGUGCGAUCCAUCAUGGAUUCAAACGCUACGAAACAUGGACAAUGCUAAAGAAGAAAAGAACAAAGCGAUGGUGGACGCACCAGCUGACAAGCAUUUGAACCCUCUGAAGGUUCUCAGCGAACUGGAAGCAUCUUUACCAGAUGACACCAUCCUGGUUGCUGACGGCGGUGACUUUGUGGGAACUGCAGCCUACAUCCUCAGGCCAAGUGGGCCAUUGAGAUGGCUAGAUCCCGGCGCCUUCGGAACGCUGGGUGUUGGCGGGGGCUUUGCCUUGGGUGCAAAGCUGUGCCAUCCCGAAUCCCUGGUGGUGAUUAUAUAUGGAGAUGGGUCUCUUGGUUACUCCAUGCUGGAGUUUGACACCUUCGUCAGGCACAAGAUUCCGGUCAUGGCCGUUGUUGGCAACGAUGCGUGUUGGAUGCAGAUCUCUAGGGAGCAGGUCAAAAUGUUCAAAAGCAACGUUGCGUGUGGGCUGAGUUACACCGACUACCACAAGUCAGCCGAGGGCCUGGGUGCGAAGGGCAUGCUAGUGUCGUUGCCCGACAAGGACCGGCUGGCUGAAAUCUUCAAGGAGGCACAGAGGCUGAAUGGAGAGGGCCACAGUGUGCUCAUUAACUGCCUCAUUGGCAAGACCUCCUUCCGUGAAGGAAGCAUUUCGGUGUGAUGUCGAACGGACGUAUUUUGCGGUGACGGUGCAGCUGCUCACCCGUGAUCCAGCUUGGUGCAUUGACAUUAUCUGGUGCAAUAACCGUACGGUGUGUAGUGGGUCCACUUGAUUUGAUCAUGCCCCGCUAUUCGUUUUAACAGGGCAGCAGGAGAAAGGUCAGCAUGGUGGCAUUCGGCCUACCAUGUUGGUGGCUUUUAGGAUGUGGCAUUGCGCUGCCAAUCCGGAAUGUGUGGGUUCAAUUCCUGGAUACGGCUACCACGUUUAAGUGAUGAGGUCAAAA
This is a messenger RNA of Rhipicephalus microplus (southern cattle tick), 2368 nucleotides long. RefSeq names its product 2-hydroxyacyl-CoA lyase 2. Gene Ontology annotation, molecular function: acetolactate synthase activity; magnesium ion binding; flavin adenine dinucleotide binding. Gene Ontology annotation, biological process: L-valine biosynthetic process. The record is from RefSeq and is a predicted model, not a curated record. Lineage: Eukaryota; Metazoa; Arthropoda; Arachnida; Ixodida; Ixodidae. Gene Ontology annotation, cellular component: acetolactate synthase complex.